Messenger RNA from Caenorhabditis bovis, 420 nucleotides. Lineage: Eukaryota; Metazoa; Nematoda; Chromadorea; Rhabditida; Rhabditidae. The record is from the annotation of a GenBank genome assembly.
AUGCAGUUGCUUCUUUUUUCUAUUCUUGUCGUUUCUUAUUGUGAGGCAACGUUGGGAAUUGGUCGACUUCAAUCGAUUGCUGUGAGAGGAAGAUUAACAUGUAACGGAGUCCCAGCGAGCAAUGUUAAGAUCAAAUUAUAUGAAAAAGAGAACAUAAUCGAUGUGCUAAUGGAUGAAGUGCGUACGGAUUCAAAUGGAAUGUUUCUCGCUUCCGGAUCAAAAACGGAACUAACGAAUAUCGACCCAAAAGUCAAUGUCUAUCAUCGCUGCAAUUAUGUUGGUAUCUGCUAUCGAAAGUUCGGAAUCACAAUUCCCGAUAGCUUCAUUAGUCUUGGCGCGAUUCCGAAGAAAGUGUACGACAUUGGCGAAAUCAAUUUGGCUAAUAAAUUCACCGGAGAAACUACUGAUUGCAUCAAUUGA